AGGUCUAUAUAAAUACAGCAAUAUGUCCCUGGUUUGUUAUUAUCUCGUAUACACUCACUUCUUGGUUUAAAGACGCUUAUCGAGUCACAUCAGCAAAUGGAGUCGUAUACCGGUGUUGUGCAGACCGCUCACGAUGCUCUUAUACUUUUGGAGGCUUCACGCCUAGGAUAUAUACCACGUAUCAAGCGAAGAUUGAAAGAGGAAGACCGUAGACGUAUUCAACCAGGACAUGUGUACAUUUGGAAUGAAAGAGAGGCAAAGAUGCGCCGCUGGACGGAUGGUCGCUCAUGGAGCGCCUCAAGAGUAACUGGUUCUUUCCUCACAUACAGAGAGAUGGAGACAAAGGAGGAUAUCUGCUCAAGUUUCAAAUACAAGGCGGAUGGAUUCAUCAAACAAAGCUUCAGUAUAACUACAAUGCAAGGUGACAAGCUUCAUCUUAUUGCAUACACAACGACGAAGAACUUUAGCGCUGCAAAGUUCCACAACAGGUAUCCAACAAAGGAUCCAAAGCUCAAAGACAUCGUGAUACCGCAAAGCAUAUAUCCACAGGCCGAUAGCCUCAUUUCGAUGUCCUUCUCAACAUUCUCACAAUCCAGGGCAUGCAGAUAUGUGGGCAACACAAGGUCGUCUGUUUCAUCUGUAUCCUCACUUUCUUCGGUAUCUUCGAAUUCCCCAGUGUCUUCGCCGUUGAAUUCGACAUCUCCGGAAUCUCCAUUAUCGUUGCCACAACCAGCGUCGGCUAUAACAAGCGACAGCGCGGCUUCCGCAGAACAGCAACAGCCGCAAACAAAACAACAACAACAACACCACCACCAAAAGAACGCGUUGGAAAACACUUCAGCAUACUCUAAUUCUAAUUUACACGUGAUACCUAGAACUAUGGUGUCACUGCCUCUUCUGCAGCUGCCGCCUUUGUCGAUUUCUACGCCAACGCCCGGGAAUUAUCAUCAACAUGGCUCACCUGGUGUUGUUGCACAGGUUGAACUGUCAAUCUUGGCUCAAAGGAAGAUGAGACUUCACCGUGAUGACGAUAUGGCAUUGAGACACUUGGACAAACUCUCUUUUAAAUGACUCUACUCUUCAACGAUUUCAAUCUAUUUCGCACUUACUCCUACACUGUUCUGUUGUAGCCAUACAUUUAUUGGAGGUGCCAAAAGAUGCAGAGUGCCGUUCAGGCCCGAUAAGACCUUUUUCCUUUGAUGACUCAAGGAGACAUCGGUGCUUAAAAUCAAGCAAUUAGCAAGGUACACAAUU
Molecule: messenger RNA, 1254 nt
Organism: Williopsis jadinii
Lineage: Eukaryota; Fungi; Ascomycota; Saccharomycetes; Phaffomycetales; Wickerhamomycetaceae
Product: Gti1/Pac2 family protein
Exons: 1
Coding region: 97-1071 (324 amino acids)
Molecular function (GO): DNA binding
Source: RefSeq, a predicted model, not a curated record